UUCGGAAGAAGGGUCGAGACUUUCACAAAUCAAAAACGGGUUCCAUCCUUGCCUUCAAAGUCAGCUUUAGAGAGUUGAGAAUCAGGAGGGAGUAAUCAAUUUUGAUGAGAUCUUGCGUGAGACUGACUCAUUCAUGGUUGCCCGUGGUGAUCUUGGAAUGGAGAUUCCAGUUGAGAAAAUCUUCCUGGCACAGAAAAUGAUGAUAUAUAAGUGUAAUCUUGUGGGCAAGCCUGUGGUCACUGCUACUCAGAUGCUUGAAUCCAUGAUCAAGUCUCCCCGGCCAACCCGCGCUGAAGCCACUGACGUAGCAAAUGCUGUCCUUGAUGGCACUGACUGUGUGAUGCUUAGUGGUGAGAGUGCAGCUGGGGCCUAUCCAGAAAUUGCUGUGAAGAUAAUGGCUCGAAUUUGUAUAGAGGCAGAAUCAUCCCUCGACUAUGGGGCUAUCUUUAAGGAGAUGAUUAGGUCAACCCCACUUCCAAUGAGCCCAUUGGAGAGCCUUGCAUCAUCUGCUGUCCGGACUGCUAACAAGGCCAAAGCAAAACUGAUUGUUGUGUUGACACGUGGAGGAACCACGGCCAAGUUGGUUGCCAAGUACAGGCCAGCUGUUCCAAUCCUGUCAGUAGUUGUUCCAGUUUUGACGACAGACUCGUUUGAUUGGACUUGCAGUGAUGAGACACCAGCAAGGCAUAGCCUAAUAUACCGGGGUUUGAUUCCUCUUCUGGCUGAGGGAUCUGCUAAGGCCACUGAUGCAGAAUCGACUGAGGUGAUUUUGGAAGCUGCUCUGAAGUCAGCAACACAGAAGGGCCUCUGCAAGCCUGGUGAUGCAGUAGUGGCACUUCAUCGUAUUGGAGCUGCCUCAGUUAUUAAGAUCUGCGUUGUGAAGUGAUAAUUGAUAGGGUAUGCAGGAGACAAUGCUUGGCAUCUAAAGGUGGUUAUGUUUGGAUUUUAUCUAUUUUAUGUUUAUGCUAUUUAAUCUUCACAAUACUAAAAAUAUUCAGCUAUUUUUCAUCUUUUUGGAGCUAUGCUGGAUUUCUUGUUUUUCCAGUUAGCUAAUGUUAUGAAAUAUUUUACAGUGCCCUGGUAGAAAUAAGGGGCAGGACAUCCCUUUUAAUAUUUCUGGUUGUGGUAGUUCCCAUUAGAUAUUCGCACCACGUUACUUUUGUAAUCCCUUGUGUUUUGUCUCCAUGUUUUUUUAAUUGGUUUUGAUUUU
Molecule: messenger RNA, 1210 nt
Organism: Quercus lobata
Lineage: Eukaryota; Viridiplantae; Streptophyta; Magnoliopsida; Fagales; Fagaceae
Product: pyruvate kinase, cytosolic isozyme-like
Exons: 2
Coding region: 134-886 (250 amino acids)
Biological process (GO): glycolytic process
Molecular function (GO): pyruvate kinase activity; potassium ion binding; magnesium ion binding
Source: RefSeq, a predicted model, not a curated record